AAAAUACCUCAAACCUUAAACUUUGAUCAUCCCAUGAAUUUUUUCUACCAAUAUUCUCAUCUUGGUCUUCCAAAUUUCUUGUGUUUUUAGUUCCCCCAAAUGUCACUCAUUUCGUAACAAAAUAUUUUUCCUUUGACAACAACCAUGGUUUUUCCUGACAAUAUUCCAACCUCUAAGAUGUCACCGCCGCAAUUUGCUACAUCAAACAACGAUAUCGUUGAAGUGAGACCUCGAUUUCCAAUGAAAAAUGAAAACUUUGAACAACAUUCAACAUUGUAUCAACCCCAUUCCCUCAAAAGGGCAAGAAUUUCUGAUAACAAUCGUUCCAAUGCAUUGAUAUGCCUUCCUCCAAAGAUGGUUCUGCCUCCAUCAAACAGAGCAACCCACAUUUUCUACAAGACUCGAAUCUGUACUAAGUUCAGGUUUGGUACUUGUAGAAACGGUAAAGAUUGCAACUUUGCUCAUGGGGUUGAAGAACUAAGACAGCCACCAGGAAAUUGGCUGGAGCUAGUUAGUCCUUGCAACGACGAACAGAAGCAGCUGAGAAAUUGGGAGGAAGAUCAAAAAUUCAUUCACAAGAUGAAGCUAUGCAGGAUGUAUUCCAAUGGUGAGAAAUGUUUCUUUGGUAGUAAGUGUAAUUUUCGUCAUGAGGAUCCUGCUAAGUCUAGGGAUCAUUCUUGGAAGUCAGGAGAGUGUUCUUCUAUAAGCAUUGGGACUAUUGGUUCUUCAAAAUCAUUUGGGGAUGGCAUUAGGGCUGUGAACAAGCCAGCUAGGGGCACUUAUUGGAAGAAUAAUAUGUGUUUCCGUUGGCAGCAUCAAGGGAGCUGUCCCUUUGGGGAGGACUGUCACUUUUCUCAUGGAGAAGCAGCUGCAGUUGCAAUAGCAAAUUCAACAAAAGCUAUCAAUCCAACUUCACGAAAAGCCUUAACAGGUUCUGGCAAUGAUGCAUAUGCACCUACCACCUUCCCUGCAAGACUUGUGGCAAAGGAAGAGGAGCAGGCUAAGAAGAUGCAUUUACUUUGGUUGAAAUUAAACAAGAUCAAUCGUGUUUAUGGUGAUUGGAUUGAUGAUUCACUUCUUGUUCUUCCCAACCUGCCAAGUGCAGUGGAGAACUGA
Molecule: messenger RNA, 1116 nt
Organism: Medicago truncatula (barrel medic)
Lineage: Eukaryota; Viridiplantae; Streptophyta; Magnoliopsida; Fabales; Fabaceae
Product: zinc finger CCCH domain-containing protein 39
Exons: 2
Coding region: 145-1116 (323 amino acids)
Molecular function (GO): mRNA binding; metal ion binding
Source: RefSeq, a predicted model, not a curated record